Molecule: messenger RNA, 2029 nt
Organism: Triplophysa rosa
Lineage: Eukaryota; Metazoa; Chordata; Actinopteri; Cypriniformes; Nemacheilidae
Gene: slc25a55a
Product: solute carrier family 25 member 55a
Exons: 10
Coding region: 198-1193 (331 amino acids)
Biological process (GO): malate-aspartate shuttle; L-glutamate transmembrane transport; aspartate transmembrane transport
Molecular function (GO): L-aspartate transmembrane transporter activity; L-glutamate transmembrane transporter activity
Source: RefSeq, a predicted model, not a curated record
UCCAUUGAAACAUUCAUUCAAACUUGUCUGCCGGUGAAGGUUCUUCUCGCACAUUGAUAUUUAUUGAAAUACUUGAACGCCCAAAAAACAUUUCUGCUCAUUUCUGAGGUCUCUGCAUUCUGUCUUUUUUGCCUUCAUUGCUCACUGCAAAGAACUGGUACUAAAAUUAUCUCUCAUCACGUCUAAGAAGUCUCACCAUGUCUCAACAGCAGAUCAGCCUUCCUGCCAAGCUCAUCAAUGGGGGCAUUGCAGGCAUCGUUGGGGUCACCUGUGUGUUCCCCAUCGAUCUGGCCAAGACCAGACUCCAGAACCAAAGACAAGGCCAGCAAGUCUACAAAAACAUGAUUGACUGUCUUGUCAAAACGGUACGAUCCGAGGGGUGCUUUGGCAUGUAUAGAGGUGCUGCGGUUAAUCUCACAUUGGUCACUCCUGAGAAGGCCAUCAAACUGGCUGCCAAUGACUUUUUCAGAUACCACCUUUCCAAAGACGGGAGAGGGUUGACUGUGUUUAAAGAGAUGUUGGCUGGUUGCAGCGCUGGUAUGUGCCAGGUUAUCAUCACCACUCCAAUGGAGAUGCUGAAAAUUCAGCUGCAGGAUGCUGGGAGACUGGUUGCACAGCAGAGAAAACCGGGCAUCAUCCCUUGCACGAGACUGGUAACCACAAACGCGGUGUUGAGUCGCUCCUAUAACGUGGUGCCCAGCUCCAUACCCCGAGCUGUUUCUGCCACACAGAUCGCAAGACAGUUACUGCGUACUGAAGGAAUUCAGGGCCUAUACAAAGGCCUUGGAGCAACUCUGUUGAGAGAUGUACCGUUCUCGAUUGUGUACUUCCCGCUUUUUGCUCACUUGAACAAAUUGGGUAAACCCUCCCCUGACGAAACGGCGCCAUUUUAUUGGUCGUUCAUUUCUGGCUGUGCCGCGGGUUCCACAGCUGCCGUGGCCGUUAACCCAUGUGAUGUGGUUAAAACCAGACUGCAGUCUUUGAACAAAGGCGCUAAUGAGGAUACAUACACCGGCAUAGUUGACUGUUUCAGGAAAAUCUUGAAGCGAGAGGGACCGUCUGCUUUUCUGAAGGGGGCGGGCUGCAGGGCUAUAGUCAUGGCGCCGCUAUUCGGCAUCGUGCAGGUCAUGUACUUCAUUGGCGUGGGAGAGUUUAUCAUGAGCCAGUCCCCCCUGAAGCUAAUCUCCGACUGAACACAUUUCUAGAGUCAUUGUGGCAGCUACACAACUGUACAUUUACAAAGAAAGAUAAACUUCAAUCAAGAUUGUGAAGUUGUUAUGAAAGAGCAGCUUCACUCUGGUUAAGGUCCUAUAGGUUUUUCCAGCCUUACUGCACUUCCUCUACUGGCUCGGUUUACUGUUUUGUAUGCUUUGGCCAGAAUUUGCACAUGUCAGUAAGGUCACUUUUGAAAAAGAGCGCUUACGUUUUCUAGAAGCAUGUGAAAGUUUCCUGUAACUGAGGGAGGCUGGUGUCGCUGCGAUGACACUACAAUCAACUCUGAUCUGCUUUGUUGAACAUUGGCUUUGUUUUUGUUUAUCUCCAUGUUUCCUAUCUGUUAUUUCACUGCCAUGAUGUUAGUAUGACUUUCAGUAUCUGCUUUUGGGUGCUUGGAAUGCUUUAAGCAUUCAUACUUGUUUAUAUGUAUAGGAGUAGUUUUGGCGGAUGGCAUUAAGGGUUAUGGACUUUCAUCAAAAUGCACUCUGUUCAUUUCAGUUCUUGAGUUUAAAACCAUAAGCCUCGAUGACUUCCUAAAAGACUAAAUUGAAUGCGUAUCAUAUUUAUGCAACAUGUAUAUAUUUACAAUUGUUACUUUGCAUUUUUUGUAUUGUUUAAUGGACCAGCACAUACGUUACAAGCACGGGUCAUUCUUAGCUGUUUGCCUUAAACGAGGGACUCAAACACCGAAUGUUUUAGUGCUUAACUAUACAGUAUUGACCUUACCUACCCAUAAUGUGACACUUCCAACACAGCGUAUUAUUUUCAUGAAAUACUGUGACGCAUUGCGUUAAUAAAACACAUGUAAACUCUU